AGCAGGGUCCGAGCGGUGCUGCUGCUUCGGAAAAAGGGUUCCCGAGCCGUCCACGCGGCAACACGACAACAGAACUUCAUCUGGCCUCGAGCUGAGUGGAUCGCAUAGAUCGAAAGAAGAGAAACCUUGCGAAGCGCGCUCUCGUGUGAAACGAUACUGUUGCUCCUGCUCGAUCCUAAGCGAUCCCAAGCGAUCCUCGAAAGAAAUUAGUGUAGUCAAGAUUGUAGAUUGUAGUUGAAUCCCGAUCCCGAUAGUGCAUCCGUUUUUGUGUUCGUCGUUUGCUUUUGCAUGCAUUUUAUUUUGGUUGUUUUUUUUUUGUGCCUGGUUCCUGUCCUCUUCCGUUGUGCCAAGUAUCGAAAAGGAUAUCCAUCACGAUCAUCGACACCCAGCAAUGGAGGCCAAUGCCAAUUCGCCCUCCACGCCGACCACAACUUCGUCUACGGUGGUGGUGUCCACCCCCUCGCCUGCUGCCAGUACGAGCAGCAAGAGUCAGCACAGUCACAGCCACAGUCAGCCAGCAUCCAGCGCGAGUCUGAGUCUGGCUCCAGCAUCCACCUCCACCUCCGCCUCUGCCACACCCACCACCCACGUCACGCAAUCGCAGCUGCUGACCACCAGCCUGGAGGCCGCCAAGCAGGAGGAUCUCUACAACCUGUCACUGGCCAGCGGUCUGUCCGAGGGUCAGCGCUCCCUCUCCGGCGCCCCGUCGGCAUCCUCCAGCCCCAUUCUGAGUCCGCAGGGCAAGAUCUUCGGGAGGAAUGCGAAUGGAACAAUGAUCACCACAUCCCGGCCGGGCAACGAGGCGGAGGUGCAGCUGUACCGAGUGCUCCAGCGGGCCAGUCUUCUCGCCUACUACGACACGCUCCUCGAGAUGGGCGGUGACGAUGUGCAGCAGCUGUACGACGCCGGCGAGGAGGAGUUUCUCGAGAUCAUGGCUUUGGUGGGCAUGGCAUCCAAGCCCCUGCACGUGCGGCGUCUGCAAAAGGCCCUGCAUGAGUGGGCCAACAAUCCCGGCCUGUUCCAGGGCGUCCUCAUGCCGCAGCUGGGUCUGUGUGAGACACCGCCCAAGCCAGCGCUGGUCUUCAAUCCGGACACCACGCCUGCCCUGCCCCGCCAGAAAUUUCCCUCCUUCAAUGCAACAGGUUCCUUCCAGGCCUCGCCGGCCCCGGUUCCGGCCCCUGGUCCGGUUGUGACCGCGACCGCGACGGCGCCGGCGGUCACGACUGUCCCCCAUUUAAUAUCCCAAAUUAGUUGCACCUCGGUGCCCGUCCUGCCCUCCAUUGUCCUGCCCUCCACAACACCCCUGACUAGCAAUCCCAAUCCCCAGACACAUUCCAAUGCCAAUCCCAGCAGUAUGACAGGAUCAGCGGCCUGUGUCUCGGUUAGCACAGCCCACCAGGUCUCCUCCAGCUCGCCCCAGCUGACGCCGGUCCUCACCGAGAUGCAGAUCCAGCGCAUCACCAUGUGCGCGGAGAAGAUCGGCCGCCAGCUGCCGCAGCGGGAGCCACGCGCCCAGACCACCCGGAAGCGCACCACCCGCGAACUGGAGCAGGUGAUAGCCAUGAGCGAGCACGAUCCGCGUCGCAUGGACGAGAUCCGUAAGUACUCGGCCAUCUACGGCCGCUUCGAUUGCAAGCGCCGCCCGGAGAAGCCCCUCACCCUCCAUGAGGUGUGCGUGAACGAGGCGGCCGCCCAGCUCUGUCGCAAUCCCCAGACCAUCUGGUUGCUUACCCGCCGCGACGAGCUCUUCCCGCUGGCGCGGCAGAUCGUCAAGGAUGCAGGAUUCGGCCACUCGGCGAGCAUAGCCCGCUACGGGGGACUGCUCACCCAGCUGCCGGGUGCCCAUGGUGCGGGUGGAGCGCGGGGCUCUGGCUCUGGCUCGGGCUCGGGCUGUGUGCCCAGCGAUGUUGACUGCGAGUCGAGCGAUGCGUCGAUGCCGCCCAAGCGGCAGCGUCUCUCCUCCACGGAGGCGGCACAGCUGCCCAUGGACCUCAACAGGGAAGCUGUGGAGGACUCGCGCUACAAUCUCUUUGCCAUGUACCAGAAGUUCGCCAAGCCGCCAUUCGACCUUACGGAGAUCGCCAAGUUCUCGCUGGGCAAGACGGCCGACUUUGAGGACAACGACUCGCGGUUCUCCUUCAGCAACUCCUCCAGCUCCCCGCCAAUGCCAGUGAGUAUGUGUUGGAGCGCUAUGCGUGCAGUCCGCCCCGGAGGGAGACCCCGAGUAAAGAACGAUUUGUCUCGCCCAUCUUCCCCCCCACAGACGGCCUGCAAUGGUCUGGAAGGUGAGCGGUCGCCCCUCUCCCGCCAGAUGGAUGCCUCGUCCACGCCCUGCGAAUCUGUGGACUUAAGUGGCACCGUCUCCGCGCCCUCAACUCUGAGCGGCGUCCAGGUCAUCUCCGCUGCCGGGGACAACAUCAUAGCCGUGGCCAAUCCCGCCCUCGCCCUCAGUCCCACACUGAACGAAGUUCUGGCCCUGAAAAGGAAUGCGGCCGCCGCUGCCGCCUCCCCGGAAGCCUAGCUGAAGAAACAGAGAUCCGAUCCUCCGAUCCUCUGUUGUAGUGCCAGAUUUAGAUGUAUAAAUCGUUAUAAUUCAAGUGCAAUUCCAUUAGUUUAGAUUCGUCCAAGAGGAAUAUUUUUUUUAGUAUGUCGCUUAAGUGAAUGAUUAGUUUGUAAUCUCUGUGAUCUAUACUAAAAUAUACUUGCUGUAAUAAAUGCAUCAUUUAUUAAUAUAGAAGAAAAUAAAACUCUAGUAAAGUUCAA
Messenger RNA from Drosophila pseudoobscura, 2763 nucleotides. It is a transcript of the gene nab, whose product is annotated as NGFI-A-binding protein homolog. Gene Ontology annotation, cellular component: nucleus. The record is from RefSeq and is a predicted model, not a curated record. NCBI's taxonomy places the organism in Eukaryota, Metazoa, Arthropoda, Insecta, Diptera, Drosophilidae. The coding region runs from base 392 to 2521 and encodes 709 amino acids. The transcript is spliced from 5 exons. Gene Ontology annotation, biological process: negative regulation of DNA-templated transcription. Gene Ontology annotation, molecular function: transcription factor binding; transcription coregulator activity.